Lineus longissimus is the source of this 7931-nucleotide messenger RNA. RefSeq lists its product as uncharacterized. The record is from RefSeq and is a predicted model, not a curated record. Gene Ontology annotation, cellular component: cytoskeleton; cytoplasm. NCBI's taxonomy places the organism in Eukaryota, Metazoa, Nemertea, Pilidiophora, Heteronemertea, Lineidae. Gene Ontology annotation, molecular function: actin filament binding. Gene Ontology annotation, biological process: cortical actin cytoskeleton organization. The coding region runs from base 215 to 5491 and encodes 1758 amino acids. The transcript is spliced from 17 exons.
ACAAGAUGGCGUAUAAUUAGAACAUCGAUUUCUCGGAUGGAAGAUAAUUAUCGAAAUGUCAACAUUGCGAUGAUCUAAAAUCACAUAGAUGAUGGCUUAUAAUCUCAAGUUUGCACAAGAUGAUUGAAGAAAGCAAGUAUGGUGUAGCUGCAGGGCCAAAGGUCGGUGGGUUGGACUCCUGGGUGUCGGUCGACACCUAUGACAUUUGGAACUGAUGGGUCAGAAGGAAAGUAGUCAUGCUGGCGCCGCAAUAGCUAAUAUUCCAGAAAAGAGAGAUAGUCUUAAGUCGGGAACAAGCACGCCCGGCUCUGGUGGUAGUCUUGGAAGUUCCCCGAUCACCGCCCACCCUAUCCCUUUCCUAGAACCCAGGCCUCCUACUACCUUACCACCGACAUUCGAUUUCUACUCCCUUCCACCCACUGCUCCUCGGUCAGCCCCGACCUCUCCUACUACAUCACCGCGUCUCUCCAGAUCUCUUGGAACAUCGUCACCAAAAUCGGUACCAAGGUCUGUGGCCAUAUCUCCAAAGCAUAGUCCAAUACACAGCCCGUUACCUAGUCCAAAACUGACAGAUCCUAUCAGUUGGUCUCCAGUUGGAAGUCCAAGGAGUCCAAGAAGCUUCUCACCACUGGGAAGUCCACGGGCAUCUCCUCGAUUUGCUGCUGGUGCACAGGUUGUUAGUAUCGUUCCACAGAAACAUGGCUUACAGGUUAUUCCAGUGACUGGAUCAGAGUCGACAAAUUAUCCAUCAUUUAUACCAGUAGAACCUAAGUCUACCAAAGCAGAAAAGGACACUCUAGAAGCUCUAAAGGCAAGUUUUGCUGCUACAGUUCCUGACAUUAAACUAGGUCCGCCACCUAAAUCGAAAAUAAGUGCAAUCAAGGUCACAUCUACAAAGCCACCAACAGAAAAGGAGAGUGAUUCAGAGAAAUCUGUUGAACCCCUUGAAGUGUCAGAAGUACAAAAUGUGUCUGUUCCUGCUUCAGAGAAAGCAGGUCAGCUCUCUCCGCCACUGGAAGGCAACAAGACUGGCUACGACAACAUAGACUUUGCUCCAAUGAUGCAGAAAGUAAAAACUCCAGAGGUAGUAAUUGCCAAAACUUUGGAGGUCCAACGCACCUCCCCUAAAGUCUCUCCAACUCGAGAGCUUGUGCCGUCGACUAAACCUCCAGUUGGUCGGGUCUCGCCAAUUGGAACGAAGACGAAAAUAGAUGCAAGGACUGCGUCUAUCACUAAAGAAUCUGUCAGUGUCUCCCCUGUGCCGAAAUUAUCAGAAUCACUCGUAUCGGCUGGCGUGCCUGAAAAGGUGAACUCAAAAGUUGAUGUGGACAGUGCAGUUAAACAGGAUGUGGAGAAGGAGAACACCUCGCCAGAGGUCAGUAGUUCAACACCAAGCGAUAAAGCAUUUGCGAGCGCUCCCGGGAAUGCAGAGGGUCAGAGUAGUGUGCAGAGUAUAACAGAUGUGAUUGUAGGAAGCCCAAAAAGAGAUUUCACAGAAACUGAUGUAGAUAUGCAAACUACUAGUCCCUCGAGUGCGAAGCACAAACCAGUUGUUGUUUCAUAUCCAGUGGCAACUUCAAGGAUGCUGUCCAGUGGCAGUGGAGAGCGAGAGCAACGUGGCCGACAGAAUUCAACUGGAAGUUUGGAUGGCCAAGAUACAAACAUGUCAAAGAGCCCAGGUCUGCGUCGGAGAAAAACGGAACUUUCCACGUCACCACGGAGUAUGUCAGUGGUUGGCGGAGCAAAUGAUGAUUCAAAUCAUCCGGGAGAUCAUUUACAAAAGCUUGGCCCCAAGUUCAGUCAGUCUUUAGAUUCCGCCAUAGAUACUCUAAGUCUAAGAAAGGCACGUUCAAAUGAACUGGAUCAGUUACAGGGACAGUUGGCAUUUAUUCAGAGUGGUGGUGAUCCACAAACUGACACCAAAACAGAAGAAUCACACUACUGUCUGACUUUGACUAAGGAGGUGCAGCUGGAACGUUCACCUUCUCCAAAAGCAUUCCUAAAGACCAGUGAUGGGACAAAGCGCCUCCCCUCUCCCAAGGCUGUGGUGACCCUCACUGGUGAUGUUCAGAUCAAUCGCCCUCUUCCAAGUUACCCGGAGCGACCAACCCAAGGACGUGCUUCACCACGGGAGUUUGAACGUGGUGGUAGAGACCGAGACUAUGAUCGGAGCGGAUCACCGCAUGAGGGGUCAAGGUCAAGCUCUUCGAGAGAUUACGAUGGUUCAAAAUCUCCUGGGAGAGAUUAUGAAUAUGCUAGAUCUGCACGAGAUUAUGAUAAUUCCAGUAGGCAAGAUCGACCGUCUUCACCAAAACAUGUGAUUAAAUAUAGCACCUGGGUUACUGGACAAAGGGCUGCUCAUUACUCACAAAAGAAGAGCCAUUCAGUGGAUUUGUUGGAGCACCCCGAUACUUCUCUCGCCAGUGAUAGGGGGAGCCGCCGUUGUAGUGAAGGGAAUUUCGAUAAUGUGAAAGUCGAUGAUGGAAUUACGAUUACACGGUUUUAUGAUUCUUCAGAGGAUUAUACUCAAAAACAUAGUGCAAGGGAUGAUGUGAGAUCAUCCCCUCCCGGCGAUCAGUAUUAUAGAUCUUUGGAUUCUAAAGGUCGAAGGUUAAAGGUUAAUGAGGUGGUCAGUAGCAGAUCGCUAGAGGAUGUCAAGGGUGAAAGUUCAAAGGGAAACCAGUCAAAAUUUGUGAUGAAGAAGCCUGGCCGACGUGGAUCUAUAGAGGAUAAUGUUCUGUGGCCGAAAACUCUUCCUGCUUGUUUGGAUUUUAGGCAAGGAAAGCAAUUUGAAGGUCACACGCUAGUUCGGUGGCUACUAUCUGCACUCGACGAAGGGAACUAUCUGUUUUAUCUCCUCUCUGAGCAAGACUUGAGCAUCAUGGCAGUCCAGUUCUGCACUCAUCUCUGCGCCGCUGGGGUCUUACAGCCAGUCAAGGAGACAGUAGUACUGUCUGGACGACCUUUCAAGCCGGAUUCCAUGUACGUGUGGACGUACAAGGAGAACAUCCCGCAGUCGGCAUUUUCACAGGCGUUCACUGGAUACACUCAGAAAAAGCAGGAGGAAAUAGAAAAGGAAAAGACCAUCUCAGACACAGUAAAUGAAGGUUUAGAACCCAUCAAUGUAUUAACCAUCGAUGAACAUCAAACUGCUCUACAAAAUCAGAAGAAAAAACAUCGUGAGGAACUUGAAACAAUAAAGCAAGCUCAUGAACUUCAACUAUUCAACCUGCGUGGUGAUCAGGCCAUGAGACUAUGCAAAUAUGAGGAUCGAAUCGAUGCUCUCGAACACCAAGUCGAACGCUACAAGAUUCUUGCUGGUAUAGAGAGUCUGAAGCACGGUGCAUGGAAUGACGAUGAAACAAGUAGCGAACCGGGAAAAGACAGUUUAUCAUAUAAGGAAAAAGUUGACAAACUUACUGAAAGGAAGGAUAGCAGUUCUUUUGAAUCAGAUACAUGUAAAAAGGAGUCGGUUAGUGUUGGGACAGACACAAGUGAUAUUGAGGAGAUUCAUGGCGAAUUGGAGUCGGCAAUUAUCAAAGGGUUAAUUGGAGAUGACUCAAGUGAUUCCGAUUAUGAUGACAUGCCCUCCAGGCGGCGCUAUGGUCGCGGUUAUAGAAAACAUCAUGAGUAUGAUGCUGAAUAUGAGGAAUAUAAGCGUGAAAAACGAUCAAGGGACUUACAGGAGAAGCAGGAUAAGAGACAGCGUGAAAAGGCUGAGAGAAUGGCUGCCAUGGAGGCAGAGGGUAUUGCCGAGGAGACUGUAGAGAAAGGUCCUGAGAAGGAGAAUGAAACACUACCUCCAACAUCAGUGCCUGAUCAGAAAGAUGAUGGUGCCGCGCCUGGUGCCCCAGCUCCUCCACCUCCGCCUGUUCCAGGUGGCCUGGUGCCACCACCCCCACCACCACCACCACCACCACCACCUGGUGUACCUCCUCUUCCACCCCUUCCUCCAGGUGGACCUCCACCACCACCACCACCACCACCUCCCCCACCUCCAGGAGGCAUACCACCACCACCACCCCCUCCCCCACCGGGUGGAGGGCCACCACCGCCACCCCCACCACCUCCUGGAAUGGGAAAACUGCCGAUUCCUUCGGUAGAGGUCAUCAAAGCUGGGUCGAGAAAGAAAGAAAUUCAGCCUAAGUCUCCGAUGAAGCCAUUGUUCUGGAAGAGGAUCCAGGUAGAGCCAGUCAGGACCAUUUCACCUGAACUAACUGAGGCACCCGCUGGCAGUGAGUCGCAACCUCCGACCCCAGUUUGGGAGAAACUGACAGAAGUGGAGUUUGACGAAGCAUCUUUCUGUGAGAUGUUCGCUAAGCCAGUGGUGGAAAAGAAACGUCAGAGCGUCAAGAAGGAGAAGCCAAAGACGAAGCAGGUCGCUAAAGUAUUGGACUCAAAGAGGUCUCAACAAGUCGGUAUCAUCAUUUCCAGUUUCAAAUUGGAUAUGAGUGAACUGGAGACAGCAAUACUCCAACUUGACACAUCAUACCUAGAGAUGGAGCAACUGCAAGCGCUCUAUGACAUGAGUGCCACCUCUGAUGAACUGCAAAAGAUUAAGAAACAUGUGAAAGAUAAACCUGAUGUCCCAUUAGAUAAGCCCGACCAAUUUUUGUACGAAAUGUCGUGUAUACCUUCAUCAUCAGAUAGACUAUUUUGUGUCAUAUUCCAAACAACAUUCACCGAAAACAUCGCUGCCAUUGAUAACAAACUCAACAAUAUCAAAAUCAUAUGUCAGACAUUGGCAACAAGCAAAGCUUUACAGAAUGUAUUUUCUAUCAUUCUAUCGUUUGGUAACUACAUGAACGGUGGGAGUCGGACUCGAGGACAGGCCGACGGGUUUGGCCUCGACAUCUUGGGGAAGCUGAAGGAUAUCAAGAGCAAGGAUAGUACCCAGAACCUCCUCCAAUACGUUGUGAAGGAUUAUUUGAGGAGAUUUGAUGAGGCUGCUGGGACAGAGAAUUCUCAUCUUCCGGUGCCAGAACCUAGUGAUAUCAAACAGGCGUCAUUACUUGACUGGGAAGCUCUUGAGAAGGACGUCAAGCACAUUCAAAAAGAUUGGACAGCUUGUGAAAAGAGAGUGAAGUCAGUUAUAGAAACGGCUGAUGCCGAUAGCCUCCAACCAUUCCAACAUGUUAUGACUGGCUUUCUUGAACAAGCGAAACAGAGUUGUAAAGACUUAGAAGACAAUUUAAACGAUUCCCGAAAAAAGUUCAACCAAACCCUCCUGUUCUUCUACUUGGGCAAAGGAAGUAAGGCUGGGAAGGACCUGUCGCCAAAAGAGUUCUUCGCGUAUUGGAUAUCAUUCUGUAGUGACUUUAAAGAUAUAUGGAAGAAAGAACAGACAAAGCUUAUGAAAGAAAUUUUGAAGGAGAACCAGAAGAUAGCUAGAGAAAUGAAGGCUGAUAGAAAGUCUUCUAUAGGGAACGUCAAGGUUAAGGAAACAAAGGGAUUGAAAGCAAAACUGGCCGGAAAACUAGGAAAGAACUAGUUAUCGAUAGAACAUGAAAAGUGGAGCCAGAUGACGGAGUCUUUCUCAAACGAUAGCCCAAUCUUCAACUGUGAUCCUCUAGGAAGCCUCUGUCCGUAGACUAAUUGGAACUUUCUAUGUGUAUAGACACUUUAUACUAACAUUUGGAGGAGUAUAAUGCAUGUCUUCUUGUAUAAUGUCAUGAUGACGUCAAAGACAUUGUGCAGGUUUAGUGUAGUUUCCUAUUAUCGGUGUGCUAUGUGUCCUUUUCUGAAGCCUGCUGGUUCAGACUAUAUGAUGUUGAUUAGUGAACAGUAGGUAAAGUAUUUAUUGAACUUUAUAAGAAAUUGUCGAAUUAUGGUGUAGUGACCCAGUCUGGGUUGUCAUAUGGAGCCAACUAGGGAUGCUGUCGGUCAUGUAAAGCUUUGUUAGCACAGAGGUCACGUUUCUUACGAAUCAUGCGUAAAUGAAAAGAAAGAAGGACCAGGGAAAUGAAUGAUGGACAGAGAAAUUCCACAACUGCCUUUCGCUGUAAUAUCAUAAUGCCUUUAUUAUCUUUGAGAUUGGAUUAGAUUCUCAAAUGGAGUGGCUAUUUGAUGCAUGAAAGUUGCUAUACUGCCUGAGUGCAGUUGGGUCACUGUGGUAUCAAAGUUAACCAGUUCUAGUGCUAGGACUUGCUUACUAGACAACAAGUUCUAAGAAAGGCCCUAUGGACUGAAAGAUCUGUUGACUUUGAGACAACAGUAUCUCAAGUACAUUGCCAUGGUUGCUUGGUAAAUGCUUACAAUAAACCGCCAAAUUUUCACUAAUAACCUCGAUUGUGAAUAUAGGAAGAUCAGGAAAAGGUGCAAAAUUUGGCGGCUCACACCAGUGGCGUUCAUAUCACAUGAAAAUAAUUGAGUUACAGAAACAGAAUAAUGUGUGCAUAUUUAUUGCCUUCACGGCCUUUAGUUGCAUUUAUACUAAGUUAUUUGUUAUUGUUUGCAUAGAUUAUGUGUAGAUCAUCUCGAAACAUUUCCAUUAUUACAAAAAAAUACAUUUUGCUGAAGUGAAACAGAAAAAUGAUGUACGUAAUUAAGUGAGGGAUGGAUAAAAGAUGGAAGACAGGAGCCAGCGAUUGAGUUGGGUUCUGUAAAAAUUAAGGUACAAUGAAGAUGUGGUACCUUUCUCAAGAACCUGAAACUCGCUAUAUGUGGCAUGAACCUUCUGUAUCUGAUUAUAUUGAUAUUUUCGUGUCUUUCGAAUAAAUAAAUGCCUCGUUCAACGUUUACUGGUAUCUUUGAAUUCAAGUGGAUGCCACUUGGUUGUUCAUAUUGGUAUCUUCAGCAUUCCAAGUGGUCUGUGGGCCAAGCUUGCUUUUUGCAGGAGGGUGUUCUUAUUAUUAUAGAAUGAAAUUAUCAUAAUAUCAUAUUGUGCUUUUUAGUGAUGAAGUGAUGAAGGUCUUCACGGAAAGUGUGGUUAAAAAAUGCUCUGAUGUACAUGUACAGCUCUGUUUGCACUGUCACGUCUGUUAAUAUUUAGGAAUAGUUAUGAGAAUUGGCUUUGUGUGCCUGGUGCAAUUCGAUGCCAAAUUUUAUCAUAAAUUAGAUGUUAAAUUGUCUGUCUCCAGGUUCUUGGAGAGCCAUGUAUUCUGAUAACUCAAUGAAUGAGUAAGACUCAGACAUUGCCACAUUCCAGGUGUGGAAAGGCUAAAUGUCAAACUGUCAAACUUUCUUAUUCAUGUGUGAAUAUUUGUACUGGUAUUGAUAGAAAAAUUCAUUUUUUUCUCUUGAGAUAAUUUAUCGAAGUUUACUUAGAAUUUAUCAACAUUAUUAUAGGGGGCACUAAUUCAACUCUCUUGUCUGUGAUCAUGAAUUAAUUGGAUGUAUUUCGGUUUUUCCAGAUUUGGCUAAUUAAUGUGAUCAAAAUUAGCAAUGGACUUUGUAAAUAAAAUAAAUUCUCGUGAGUGGGAUCGCUUGCGCAUGUACAUAGUGUGCAAUAUAUAAAACAAGAAAUAUGUACAGCUGGCGUGCAAUGCUUUUGGGCCAUUUACUGAUGAUACACAGUUGCCUAUCUCUCAACAUAACAAUGCUGGAAAACAAGAUGAUGUGACUAAAACUGAGGGAAAUUGUUUUGAGCCAAAACCUGAUCUGAAUGAUAGAUGUGGAAAUAACGAAACUAAAACAAACUAUGUUUUCGUUAAAGUUUUUGUUUAAUCUUGGAUUAAGUUGGACUAGAAUGGUUGUAUUGUUCUGGGUCCUGUGUUUUUGUUAGACUUAAUUUAUUGUUCAUCAUACUCGUUGAAAAACAGAUUCCCUUAUUUAUUGGCCUUGAAUAUAUUUAUGUCAUGAUCAUGUAUAUGUAUGCAUUUACAGCCCUCGGUUACUUCUCUUUAUUUAAGCUGUCUUGUUGAUAUAUAUUAUGUAGAGUUUUUUACAUGAGGUGUUACUAGGUCAUUGCUCAUCGAAUAAACCAUUUAAAA